Molecule: messenger RNA, 778 nt
Organism: Sorghum bicolor (sorghum)
Lineage: Eukaryota; Viridiplantae; Streptophyta; Magnoliopsida; Poales; Poaceae
Product: protein DCL homolog, chloroplastic
Exons: 3
Coding region: 138-704 (188 amino acids)
Biological process (GO): chloroplast organization; chloroplast rRNA processing
Cellular component (GO): chloroplast
Source: RefSeq, a predicted model, not a curated record
UGGGUGUUCUGCGAUGUUUGGCGGAGAGGCGCGGAGAGCGGAGGGGUCGAACUGUUGCUGUGCAGCUAUCCACUCCACUCCACGCUGCUCUGACACACCACGCUCUCCAAUCCGGCAAUCCCUCCCUCUCGGGCGGCAUGGCCGCCGCCCUCUGCCUCCCCCGCGCCGGGGCCCCGUUCAUCCUCCUCCGAGCCUCUCGUUUCGCGCCGUGGGCGGCUCCGGUGCUCCGUCGUCGACUCCUCUCCGGGCCUCCCACCGCCGGCGAGCUCCCGCCCCCGGCGCUCCCGCCGAUUUCGAAGCUCGCUGACCCGCCGGUCGUGGGGACGCCCGAGCCCCCGCUGCCGUUUAGGUCCGUGGAGGCGGAGAUCCUCCGCGAUAUCGACCCCGUCGUCCAGCUCAUCAAGGAUAUCCUCCACUCGGAGAGAUACGGAGAUGGUGAAUGUCUCUGCCCAAAGGAUGAAAAUGUCGUCGUGGAGAAGCUCCUCUCCUACCAUCCACGCGCGCACGACAAAAUUGGGUGUGGACUUGACGCAAUAAUGGUUGAUAGGCACCCUGAGUUCAGGAAGUCAAGAUGUCUUUUUGUUGUUCGCACAGAUGGUGUUUGGAUUGAUUUCUCAUACCAGAAGUGCCUCCGUGCAUACAUCCGAGAAAAGUAUCCGUCUCAUGCUGAGAGAUUUAUACGAGAACAUUUCAAGCGUACAUGACAGAAACUCAAAUCAUUUGAUACAUUGAUUUUUAUGAGUUUUGAAAUAGUUUAUGUGCAUUAUUGAGCCUCAAA